AUGGCCGACCCUACACCGGAGCAGCGUGAGCUACGCCUGGUCGAAAGCGUCGAGUUCAAAAUCCUCGGUGUUGCAAACAAUGAAGUCAAGCUCCAUGAGCUACUUCAGCGCUAUCUGGCCCCUGUCAUCUUGAAAGCAGCGAGCGAGCAUGCAUCGGUGAGGGCGAGGGUGAUACAAAUCUUGGCCAGGUUAAAGACCUUUAUUCAGCCACCCGAAAUCAUCCUACCAGUCAAGGCAUUGUUGCAGCAGUACAAGUCCAACGACUCUCCCGUCAUCAAGCAGCUCGAUCUAUCCUUCAUCCAGCACAGUCUCGAUAGGCUAGACGUGGAGGAUAGGAGGGAACUCAUCCCCAAUGCUCUGUCUGGAAUCGCCCGCGACCAGGGCCAGCCUAGAGCGAGCACCAUGCUGAACAUUGUUCUCCGCUUGCUUCUCGACAUGAGGAUACCUCCUCGAGGGAGCAAGGAAGACGAUUCGUUUAGAGCCUCGAUUGGCCUGUCAAAUGACGAUGACGCGAAAUACCUCGCCAAUCUCGUCGGCAUUUUUCUGCGUUUGCGCGCACCAGUUGGUUCGCAGUCCCUCGCGAGCGCAAACGCGGCCCUCGAGCCCGACGAGCUGGCUCUCUUUCCAACCGAGAAUCCCGACACGGAAAAGGUCUUCAAGAGGCUGUCGGAGCUCAAGGCAAAGCUCGUGACGUUCUUGGCGAGCGGAGCAUUCACGGACGAAGAAAAGUUCCUCCCCGCUGUUUUUGCCGCAUCGGGCUUCGACAACCGUGUUGCCUCGUCCGCCGAGGAGAUCAUCAAGAGAACAUCCAUCUCCAUGGAGGACGAGUCUCUCGUCAAGCGCCUGUUUCGCUCGCACUCUAUCCUACCGGUUCCCUACAGGACCCGAAUCCUCAACAUUCUGUCGAAAUCGACACUGUCGACUUCCAUGGCCGACGACAUCAUGGCUGUCGUUGCCCUCGAUUUCAUGCCUCAGCGGUCGGAUGGUUCGACCGAUGCCACUCUCCAGCCGUCGAGCGUUCUGGAACGAACGAAACUGCACAAAGCCUUGUUCCAGUACCUGUCCUGGGUGGCACGAGUUGGUCCCUCGAAGCCUGGAUUCGCCAGCGGACCUCCCCUGAUCCGUAGCAUGCGCUCCUACCUCGAGACGCAGGGCUGGCCCCGUCCACAGCAGACAUCGCAUGAUGACAUCAACCUGCGAUGCCGCGCGUACGAAACCAUCGGAACUCUCGCCAGAAGCGCCGAGCUGCCGGUCAAGGACUCGCUCGAUCUCGCCGCAUGGCUGUUCCGGUCCCUGUCGGAAGACACGACCAACGACGCCGUCGUCAACAUCGACGGCGCCCUCUCCAGCCUGACGGCAGUCAUUCCUCCAGGCGUGGGACGAGACGAAGCGAUGCUGACAACCAUGUUGCUGACGUACAUGUCACUCCCCGACGAAGCUCCGGCCGUUCGCAGCACACGCCACGCAGUCGUCAAGUGGGCAAAUCAGUGCCUGCCAUUCUGCGACAUUCACGGCAGGUGGAUAGAUGUCCUUGCCGUCGCCGGUCGGCCGAACGAGCGGAAUGAUGUUGUCGAACAAGGCCACAAGGGCCUGGACCCGUGGACGUACUUGGCCCACAGCGAGGCGGCCCCUGACCUGCCCGACUGGAAGGAAAUGACGAUAACCUUUUUCGACUCGCUCAUCGGCGCUUCUCAGAACUCGGGUCGUCAGCACGCCGGCGCUUCGCCCUCGCUUACGGAUAAGGCCGUCUUUCAGAACUUUCUGCCCGGACGCAUCCUAGCCUUUCCGGUUGCCCUCCGGUACUGCAAGCACGUAAUGCUGCUGUCGGCGCUCGGCGAUUUUGACAUCCAGCCGGACUGGAUGCAUACACUGGACGCCCACGUCAGGACGGAUGUAGUCGCCCGAGAUCGCAUCAGGGAAUAUCUUCGGACGGUCGACAGCGGAUACGUCGUCUUUUACCUAAAAUCGUGCCUCGAGGGCAUGUUUUUGGAAGAUUCUCCCGUCGUCGAAGAAUGCAUCCGCUGCUUUGUCGACGUCGCCUCGCUGAGCCCCGGCGGGCCCCUCGGCUACCUGAUCGACUCCGGUUCCAACCUGCUCAAGCUGAUCAAAUCCAACAGCAAGGAGAUUCGAAGACUGGCGGCCAGGGCGCUCGGCAUACUCGCUGCUCACCCGGCGAACAGCUCCCGCAGCGUGGAGAGCUGGAGCAAGACAUUGUGUUCCAUGUUCGCCAACGCUGAGCAGCUGGUUGGGUCGGAAGCGAAUGCCGCCGAAGGCGCGUUGCUGGCACUCGGCUACCUCACUUCUCGGUCCAGGUACUAUGAUCGCGAAUCGGUCCUCGAUCCCGAAUACCCUCUGCUGUAUCUAGUCGGGGACGAGGUCUCGUCGUCGUUGUAUACAUCCGCCUUGGAAUCAUUCUCCCAGCUCUGGUCAGCGGGGCUCGCCGUGCCCACAUCGAGCAGUCAUCCAUCCGUGGACACGAUCAUCACGAAGCUGUCUGCGGAAGCGAAGAAGGGAAAUGACAAGGCCAUCACUGCCAUGGGCCAACUUGCCGUUGGCUUGGAGGAUGUUGUCCUCGACGAUGACGCCAUGGUUGAAGAUUUGCUAUCCCGUGACGUCGUCGGUUCGAUACUAAAAGAGCUGUUUGCCUUGCACGAAAUCAAGCAAGUGGAGACUCAGUUUACGGUUGGCGAGGCCCUCACUGCCGUCGUCGCACGCUGGGACUCCAAUGCCGUCAAGUUGAUGAUGGACGUCGAGGCUCGCGGCUCGCCAUUCCGUGCGGGUGCGAGAGACAAUCUCGUCGAGGCUGUUCUUGAGAAGCUCAUUCGCGAUUGCAAAUCCACGAAACCGUCCCUUCUCAAGGCGUCCGGCAUCUGGCUCUUUUGCAUCGUCCAGUACUGCUCGCAUCUGCCUCAGGUGCAGUGCCGGCUGCGCGAAAUCCAGGCCGCGUUCAUGCGACUGCUCAGCGCGAGAGAUGAGCUUGUUCAGGAGACGGCGUCGCGUGGUCUAUCUCUCGUGUACGAGCGAGGCGACUCGGAACUCAAGUCCGCUCUCGUCAAGGAUCUGGUGUCGGCGUUUACGGGCUCGGGAACCCAGCUCAAGGUGGACGCGGAGACGGAGCUGUUCGAGCCGGGAGCGCUUCCCACGGGCGAGGGCAGCUCGGUAACGUCAUACAAGGACAUUGUCAACUUGGCAAACGAGGUUGGCGACCAGAGAUUGGUCUACAAGUUCAUGUCGCUCGCGGCCAACGCGGCCACUUGGUCCACGAGGUCGGCGUUUGGCCGGUUCGGGCUCAGCAACAUCCUGUCCGAUUCGGAGGUUGAUCCGAAGCUUUACCCAAAGCUGUACCGUUACCGCUUCGACCCAAAUACCAAUGUUCAGCGAUCCAUGGACGACAUCUGGAAGUCGCUCGUCAAGGAUCCGAACGCGACGCUGGAUAAGCACUUUGGCUCCAUCAUGGAGGAUCUGCUGGAGAGCAUCCUGAGCAAGGAGUGGCGCGCACGGGAAGCGAGCUGCGGUGCCAUCUCGGAUCUCAUCCAGGGCCGGCCUUUCUCGCAAUACGAAAGGUACUAUCGAGAUGUGUGGAACGCGGCCCUCAAGGUGCUCGACGACGUGAAAGGAAGUGCCAGGGAGGCCGCGUUGAGGCUCUGCAUGGCCUUGUCCAAGGGUCUCGUUCGACAGCUGGAAGAGGGAAACCACGCGGCAGCGGCCAAGGCGAUGAUGAAGGAGGCGCUUCCCUUUCUCCUCUCCGACAAGGGCGUGGAGAGUUCGGUCCAGGACGUGCAGGUGUUUGCCACCUUGACGGUGCUGAAGAUUGCCAAGCACGGCGGCAAGGCGUUGCGACCCUUCAUCCCCGGCAUGGUGCCUCAGCUUUUGGUCUUGCUCAGCGCAAUCGAGCCUCAACAGGUCAACUACCACUACCAGAGAGUCGGGGAAGAGAGCCGCGAUCAGAUCGACAAGUUGCGCUCUCAGAUGGUCAAUCAGUCUCCCAUCUCGGAAGCGAUCGAGAACUGCCUGCGGUUCGUCGAUGCCGAUACCAUGGCCGAGCUUGCGCCGGGUCUGGAGACGACGAUGAAGACGGCGAUCGGAAUGCCCACCAAGCUUGGCUGCGGCCGUGUGCUCACGACACUCGCCACACGCCAUGCCAAAGACCUGGAGCCGUUUGCGGGUCGCUUCCUGCAGUUGCUGGAGAAGCAGACGCUGGACAAGAACGACGAAGUCAGCCAGGGCUACGCCCGCGCGUCCGCCUACAUGAUGCGAGCGGCUCCCGACACGUCGAGGGUGCGGUUCUGCCAUCGGAGCAUCGAUACCUAUUUCCAAUCGGAAGAUGAAAGUCGACGACAAAAAGUCGCCGACGUCAUCGUCUCGCUGGCGAAGGUAUCACCGGAUCACUUCACCGCUCAGGAGACGGCGCUGCUGCCUUUCUCCUACCUCGGGGCUCACGAUUGCGACGAAUAUGCGUCCAAGGUGUUUCAAGAAGUGUGGAACCAGCACGCCGGAAGCAACCGCACGGUCCAACGCUACGUGCCCGAGAUUGUCGCCCUCGUCGAGCGGUGCCUGGACACGGCGCAGUGGUCUCUACGGCACACGGGCGCCUUUACCGUCGCCGUCAUGGUCUCGGACGUGGCCAAGGCCAGCGAUGCCACGGGCGCCAUCGGAGAGGCAAGCUUGAAGGCCAUAUGGCCCGUGUUGGACAAGACGCUCGCGUUGAAAACGUUUCCGGGGAAGGAGAAGCUGCUCGACUCUUAUCCCAGCUUCGUCGAGCGUGGCCAGGCGCUGUGGAAGAAGGACGGUCAGGUCGCGGCGCGGCUGAAGGCGAUUGCCCUGCGCGAAGCGAAGCGAAACAAUGACGAGUACCGCGUGCACGCAUUCCGCUGCCUCUGGAGGUUCGCCAAGGCAAGGGACGACCUCGCCAUGCUGCAGGAGAUUGCCGACAUCACGACGCCGUACCUGGACGAGUACGUGGACGAGAACAAGAUGGACGUGGACUCCAAGGGGGGCACCAAGGAAGAGAUGGCGUUUGCGACGGCGAAAAACGCAUUCGAGGCCAUCGCCCGCGGGUACCCCAGUGCCGGGACAGCAGACUUUAGAACGGUGCUCCGAGACGUCGUCAAGCUCCUGGCGCCGUACCUGUCGCUGGCCAAGUUCCAGAUGAUCAAGCGACAGGUUUGGUACGAGGCUGCGUGCGACCUGAUGACCGAGGCAGCUUCCAGGACGCCGCUCGAGGCCGCCGCUCCGCCGCAGUUUGACGGGGACGGCGUGCUGGCCGCCAUUCUCCGGAGUCUCGACCUCGACCACUCGGAUGCGGGCACGGAAGGGCAACGGUUGGCGAGAACCAGGGCGGUGUCGGCGACGUUGAAGGCGCGAGGCGUGUUUGGGAAACGCAGCCUCCCGAUUGGGCUGGAGAGCAUCAUCGAAACGGCGAUGCGGGAAGAGAGGGCUUUGGACGUGCAGAAGGCAUGGAAGGACGUGCUGGACGAGUUGAAAGGCCAGCUGGGCGAAGACGCGACUGCGUAG
Drechmeria coniospora is the source of this 5514-nucleotide messenger RNA. Its product is annotated as proteasome component ECM29. Gene Ontology annotation, cellular component: cytoplasm; nucleus. Bases 1 to 5514 code for a protein of 1837 amino acids. Gene Ontology annotation, molecular function: molecular adaptor activity. The transcript has 3 exons. Lineage: Eukaryota; Fungi; Ascomycota; Sordariomycetes; Hypocreales; Ophiocordycipitaceae. Gene Ontology annotation, biological process: proteasome assembly. The record is from RefSeq and is a predicted model, not a curated record.